GACUAAAAGCUGAUUGCUCGAUAAAUUGGACAUUUGUCUUCCCUGAUUUCAAAAUUUGGGUUGGAUAGUUUUACUUUCAUAUAUACUGACAAUGGCAGUAAUAUCAAAAUAUGUUGAUCGCAUAGCGGAGAAAUGUGAACAAUCUGGAUUGUCAAUACAAGCAUUUAGUUAUGCCCUAGUGGGCUCAGCAUUAUGUGCAUUAACCAUUAAGUUAACAGCCCCAUACAUGAAAAACACACAAAGUUCCAACAAAUAUAAAAUUAACAAAGGGCCGCACACGCCGUUACCCAUUGAUGGUUUUGAUGAUGAUAUGAAGUUGGCUGAGGCUGAGAAGCUGUUGGUUCAACAGGAAUUAAAAAAAACAAAUUUGCAAAUGGUUGAGCCGGGCUUAAACAAGGAGUUCCUAAAUCAACUCAGUGCGCUUGUCCAGAUAAUGAUUCCGCAAAAGCUAUGCUACGAAACCGGACUGCUAACUAUUCAUACAUUGUGUCUCAUCUCACGCACGUUCCUCAGCAUUUAUGUUGCUGCAUUGGAGGGUGCGAUUGUUAAGUUUAUUGUUCGCAAGGAAAUUAAACAAUUUGCCCUUGUAUUGCUUAAAUGGUUUGGUAUCGCGAUUCCAGCAACAUUCGUCAAUUCCAUGAUACGAUUUCUGGAAAGCAAGCUGGCUUUAGCAUUCCGGACUCGUUUGGUGCGGCAUUCAUAUCGAUUGUAUUUCAAAAAUCAAAAUUACUAUAGGGUGUCAAAUUUGGAUGGACGCAUCGAAAAUGCCGAUCAUAGACUUACCGAAGAUAUUUCUGUUUUUGCCAGCUCUGUAGCUCAUUUAUACAGUAGUUUAACUAAGCCAUGCUUCGAUCUAAUGUUAAUUGGUUUGGCAUUAAUGAGAUCUUCUAGACAAAUGAAGGCAAACAUUUUAUCAGGACCUGCUCUGUCGAUAACAGUUAUUGCACUUACGGCACAUAUAUUACGGAUUGUCUCUCCGAAAUUUGGACAGCUCGUCUCGGAGGAGGCAAAUCGCUACGGUUACCUUAGGCAUAUACAUUCCCGUAUUAUAACAAACGCAGAAGAAAUUGCCUUUUAUGGUGGACACAAGGUGGAGCUUCAGCAGUUGCGACAGGCAUACAAUCGCUUAGUUACCCAAAUGAAUAACAUAUUUACUCAAAAGCUGUGGUUCGUUAUGCUCGAACAAUUCUUUAUGAAAUAUCUCUGGUCUGGCACUGGCAUGGUGAUGGUCUCUCUGCCAAUACUAACUGGUUCUGCAACUCAUUCUUCUUCUUCCUCCACAUCAACGACAUCGCCAAGUGAAGCAAAUGCUUCCCAUAUCAGCGAGCGAACACAAUAUCUAACAACGUCUAGAAAUUUACUUAUUUCGGCAGCGGACGCUAUAGAACGAUUAAUGUCAUCAUAUAAAGAAGUUGUUGCAUUGGCCGGAUACACCUUUCGGGUUGCAGGAAUGUUGGAUGUGUUUAAAGAAACAGCACAAGGCAUUUAUAGCAAAGCAAUAGUUGCUGAGCAUAAUCGGGAUACAAGUGGAAUCAUUGAGUAUAGAGACGGCAAACCGAUAGCCAAGGGUCGUAUUAUCUAUACUGAUAACAAUGUGAUGUCGAUUAAUUUGUGUGCAGUACCGGUUGUGACACCCAAUUGUGAUAUCGUUGUUCCAAGCUUGACAUUGUGUUUUGAGCCUGGUGUUCAUGUAUUGAUAACAGGACCAAAUGGAUGUGGAAAGUCAAGUUUGUUUCGUAUUUUAAGCGGAUUAUGGCCAAUCUAUGCUGGUGAAUUACAUAUUCCGCGCCCAUUUGAAAACAAACCCUGCAUGUUUUACAUUCCCCAACGUCCAUAUAUGUCCAUUGGCAGUUUAUGUGAUCAAAUCAUAUAUCCAGAUACUAGAGAUGAUAUGAAGCGCAAAGGCAUCACUGAGAAUGAAUUAAGAAGCAUUAAAAUGGUCAGCUUAGAGCAUAUUGCGCAACGUGACAACUUUGAAGUUAUACGAGAUUGGAAGGAUAUUCUAUCGGGAGGUGAAAAACAAAGAAUGGCGGUAGCACGACUUUUCUAUCACAAACCCCGGUAUGCACUUCUUGAUGAAUGUACAAGUGCCGUAUCAAUUGACGUUGAGAGCUCUAUAUAUGAAAGCAAAAACAUGGGUAUUACACUGCUGACGAUAACACAUAGACCCACCCUCUGGAAAUUUCACACUCAUAUUCUUGAGUUCGACGGUCAAGGAAGUUGGAAGUUUAGGAAAAUGGAAACAAAUGAAGAACAGAAAGAUCAAUUCAUUUGUUAAGCUUCAUGAAGUAUUAGAAAGAGCAUAUUGUAAAUAAAGUCAUACAUUUAAUGAUGUAUUCACGCCGAUUUUAAAAUAAAUAUCUGCAAGCUUGCUUUGCAAAUUAUUGUUUUUUGUAAUAA
Molecule: messenger RNA, 2400 nt
Organism: Drosophila sulfurigaster albostrigata
Lineage: Eukaryota; Metazoa; Arthropoda; Insecta; Diptera; Drosophilidae
Gene: ABCD
Product: ATP-binding cassette sub-family D member 1
Biological process (GO): fatty acid beta-oxidation; peroxisome organization; very long-chain fatty acid catabolic process
Cellular component (GO): peroxisomal membrane
Molecular function (GO): long-chain fatty acid transmembrane transporter activity; ATP binding; ATP hydrolysis activity
Source: RefSeq, a predicted model, not a curated record